Messenger RNA from Debaryomyces tyrocola, 813 nucleotides. NCBI's taxonomy places the organism in Eukaryota, Fungi, Ascomycota, Pichiomycetes, Serinales, Debaryomycetaceae. The record is from the annotation of a GenBank genome assembly.
AUGAAUAUCAAGAAUAUAAACAAUAUAAAUAAUAGACUAUCUGCCUACUUUAUGUAUCAUAUAUUUGUGAAAAUACGAAUGUCUCCGUCGCCUACUACAACGAAAGAAGUAUUUCAUUUAUAUCAGAAUUUUAAGAGGCUUGGUGGAUCUUUAGAAUACUUCGAAAUAAGUAGAGGUAAAAAUGGUCUCAAUACAUACAGUAAUGAAGCUUCCUUAAUAUAUAAUCCGUCUUUUCAGUUGUCACAAUUAGAUCCGUUUAAUGGUACGGACGAAAAUAUGAAAGAGACAACUGCUGAAUUAUUGGCCUUGCGGACUAGAUUAACAGAUACGAUACAUUCUAUCUGUGCUAUACCACGAUAUUCUUACAUAGAAAAUGAUGAACAAUACAUGAAAGGUGAAAUUGAAAUACCGUACAAAUUCAGGUUAAAUAGGGAUGGUUUGAAAUACGACAAGCGGUAUUCAAUAUCGUCAUCAACUGUAAAUAAUCAAUUUUGUUUCAUUUCACCAGCUCCUACGUUUGAAAAUGAUAAAAAUAUUAUGAAUGAUAGCAUUAUAACAAAUUUUAAAAGUCAUAUGAGACACAAUUUUCAAAAAUUCCAUAAGUUUGACAAUAUUACGAUAUCGCCAGCCAUACCUAAUAUAAAUCAUAUAAUAGGUAGACAAAAACUAGAUCCUCUCAUAAAACAAAGUGAUGGUAUUAAAUAUAGCUCUUUAAUGGAUCUUGACUCGGAUAUAAAUACUACAGGAUCAGAAACGGGAAUAAAUUUAAAGCUACAAAGACUAUCUCUUGGUUUCACAGGGUUCUAUGAUUAG